Molecule: messenger RNA, 2722 nt
Organism: Mixia osmundae IAM 14324
Lineage: Eukaryota; Fungi; Basidiomycota; Mixiomycetes; Mixiales; Mixiaceae
Exons: 3
Coding region: 319-2691 (790 amino acids)
Source: RefSeq, a predicted model, not a curated record
GCUCGUCUGAUGCUGUGCGUGCGUGUGGUCUCAGUAUUGGUCCGGAUCCCGCGGCGCUGCUUGUUCGAGACUGCAUCGGCUCAGAAGAUCUUUGAAGAUCCGCUACAGCGAGGAAGCGGGUGAUCGCACCGAGGCAGAUCGAGAAACGUACACCCUCGUCAGACUGAGACCUCUCUGGCUCUCUGAGGACCGCUAUAGGCCCGGCAAGAGGCAGCCAAAGUCAGAGAAGCUAGCGGCGCGCGCUCGCGUCCGCCAGCCAUUGCGAUAGGCAGGCCGAUAGCGAGCUCUUGAGGAGGCGUGGACGAGGUAUGCUAGCUCAUGCCAGCCUCACGUCGAUCAUCGCUGCUGCCGAGAUCACUGAGCAAGUCGUCUGACCCUUCUAGCUCCGACGAGGACGAAAACGGACAGCAGUCCCAGCGAACUUCAGUCAGUCAUACGGACAGCAAGCCAGGCAGGAUGGCAGAAGGCUUGCGGAGCAGAGUGCAAGUCCAGCGCUUUGGCUAUAGGCUACUCGCCGGUGUUGUCACGGCCAUUGUGCUCAAGACUGUCGUUUUCCCUGCAAAGUCUACCCUGCCGCCAGGCGAGAUCGCUCAUCCUGCACUGCUCGAGCGCAUCACGAUGGGCACGCCGCUCACAGGAGGCGUACUCGACGCAUCACACUAUGCAUUCCUGCAGUCCAGACUUGGACGAGACGAGGAGCCUGACAUCUUUGACAAGGACAUCUCGGCUGGCAAGGAAGACUUUUGGAACCGGUUCCAGAAGCCAUUCAUGACGAGCCAAGACACCUAUCAUCUAGACGAGCAGGUCAUACGCGGCGUCGUGGACGAGCUGAUGCAGUUCAACGGGUGGGCGGCAGCGGCAUGUAGCUCCUUGUCGCGACCUUUCGGCGUCAAUCGGCGCGAGGACGAAUACAGCGAUCUCACACGGCCAGGCGCGCUCUACUAUUUUGGCCUGGUGAUUCACACAGCAGAUCACUUCGUCGUCGAUCAGUUGGCGACUGUCAUCCAGAUGUCGCGUCGACUCGGUCCACAGAAUGUCUUUGUGUCCAUCAUCGACUAUGGCUCGACAGACUCGACCCCAUUUCUGUGUGACCUCACAGAAGCCAUCCUACUCUUGCUCAGCAUCUCAUUCAGAAUCAGACACGUUCCGCCGAUGACUCACGAAUCGGCGGCAGCUUAUUAUCCUCACGAAGAAGCAUACACACGCAAUCUUGCGCUCGAGCCCUUACACGAACUACACGACAGACGACGGAUUCGAUUUGCGAGAGUCAUCUGGCUCAAGGGCUUCACCUGCCCGACCGACUUGAUGGAGACAUUGCGCAUCUCUGCAGUCAACCACGCUGCUAUGACAUGCUCGAUGGACUGGAAGGAGCACAAUGGCUUCUUCAUCUUCAACGAUCGAUGGCGGACGCGAGACAUGGAGGGCAACCUCUUCAGAGGCUCAAAAUCUACGAGCAGUGUCGACGAAGCACCUCCUCGUGAUACGAUAUCGGCAGAACGAUACGGCCAGCAUCUACCUUUCCAAGUCUUUUGCUGUGAAUCGGGCACGCACGUCGUCGAUCCAGCUCAGUCUUAUUAUGCCGGUCUGGCGUAUCGCUCAUCCGUCAACGACGGUGUUCACAAUGCUAGUCGAGCGGAUGGCGCUGAACGGCCGGCUUGGAAAGAGGGACCCUGCAUGGACUCGGCUCAGAUGCAUUUCUGCCGAGAUCUGUGGCUGUAUUCUGCCAAAGAGGGCGUCAAAGUCCAAGCACGCCGCAUCAAAGAUCGCGAGCGUCGGGGCCUCGGUCGUAAUGUGACUGAAGCCAUGGAGGAGAUCAUUCAGGCCGUUGCACCAGAGUAUGCGCUGCCCGGCCUAACGGUGUCGAGCCGCGAAAAGGUCGAAAUCGACACUACGACCGACGACGCAAACGAUCUUGCCGACCUCGUCAACCCGAUAGAAUCCGUCGCAACAGCGCUUACGGCGGCCGAUGCCCUGCCGACAAGUGAUCCAGUGCUCGAAAGUGUGGAGAUCAAGCCUGUUGUGGCGGAGCCCGUCGCUAUACAGAACCCAGAAGAGCUGCAAGCCCAGGAAGACGGGCAGCAGAAGGAGCUCGAAGAAGGCGUGCCUGCGCAGGAUCCACUCGAUGCAGCAAUCCCCGCUGCAAAAUUACGAAAGCGGCAAGCACCUGAAGCUGCUGCACCUGCCCCGGAGGUGCCGCCGGCUGCAGCAAUACCUGACGCCGCACCAGCAGAGGCUGCAGAUCCUGUCAAAGCUGCACCGGAAGCGCCUCACAUGCGUCCCGAAGCAGCCAUCAGUCAUCAGGAAGACAUUGAUCCACCCGAUAUGGAGGACAUACCUGAAAGCGAAGACGACAUUGAAGACGACACUGAUCUCGCAGUUCCUAACGAUGACUUUGUGCCAGCUCGAAUUCUUGUCAAUCCUCGCUGUGUAACGACAUACGCAGGCGUCUCACAUAUCCAGCUCGCGCUCGAUCUUUUCGGUUCGGCCGAUGAAGCCCAUCUCGUGCUCUCAGACGAGCCCAAGAAGUCAUCAGAGUAUCUCAUGGAAGCAUGGAGAGGUGCACCGGAAAACUUUGUCUGUCAGGAGAUGACGGAAUGCGGCGGGAGGGCCUCACAAAAGCAGCAACGGAGGACGAGCUUCUAUGUUGGCGCGUUGCUCAAGGCAGGCUGGCAAGUAGGUCAUCAUGUCUAGAGAUGAUUAUGCAUUUUCCAUGCCUCCCAAC